AGUAUGAGGUGGUGCGUGAUAUCUACGACAACUGCAUCACGGUUUGUAACAUGGAGAACUUUGACCCGAUGGGUAUUCAUACCGGUGAAUCCAUCGUUGUUGCCCCCUCACAGACGUUGACGAACGAUGAGUACCACAUGUUGCGGAGUGCAUCUAUUAAAAUCAUUCGUCAUCUUGGUAUUGUUGGCGAAUGCAACAUCCAAUACGGUCUUGAUCCCAGUUCACACCGCUAUGUUGUAAUUGAGGUUAAUGCACGUCUUUCUCGUUCCUCCGCCUUGGCAUCAAAGGCAACAGGAUACCCACUUGCACUCGUUGCGGCAAAGAUUGCUCUUGGCAAAGGCCUUUUUGAGAUUGCGAAUGGGGUCACCAAGACAACAAUGGCGUGCUUUGAGCCGAGCUUGGAUUACAUCGUCGUGAAAGUUCCACGCUGGGAUCUCAGCAAGUUCAACAUGGUGAGUCAGAACAUUGGUUCUAUGAUGAAGAGUGUGGGUGAGGUGAUGGCGAUUGGUCGCACCUUUGAGGAGGCACUGCAAAAGGCACUACGCAUGGUGGAUCCGUCACAUACGGGCUUUGAUGUCCCUCCAAGACUGGAGGCAAAGAAGAAUUGGGAUUAUAUGCAAGAUUUGAAGGUCCCUACACCAGACCGCAUCUUUGCGAUUUGCCGAGCCCUCCAUGAGGGUGUUUCCGUGGAGACGAUACAUGAGAUGACAAGGAUUAAUUUAUUUUUUCUUAAUAAGCUGCAUAAACUUAUUUUGUUACAGAAUCAUAUGUUACAACAAUAUAAGGGGAAGAUGAAUACCAUGCCACGUGAUUACCUUUUGAAAAUGAAAGCAAAUGGUUUCAGUGAUGCUCAGAUUGCAAAGUAUUUUUUGUGUACGGCGGAUGAUGUGCGUGAAAGGCGUAUGGAAUUGAAAAUCACACCGAAAGUUAAGCAAAUUGAUACCGUGGCCGGUGAGAUCCCUGCUUCUCAGUGCGGUUUUUUGUAUACCAGCUACAACGCAUACCACGAUGAUGUGGAAUUUACAGAACGUAUGUAUGCUGUUCUUGGCUGCGGUGUUUACAGGAUUGGUAACAGUGUGGAAUUUGAUUACGGCGGUGUCCUUGUCGCACGGGAACUGCGUCGACUUGGUAAGAAGGUGAUUCUGAUUAACUAUAACCCUGAAACUGUCUCCACCGACUACGAUGAGUGUGAUCGUCUGUACUUUGAGGAGGUCUCUGAGGAGACGGUGCUUGAUAUUUUGCUGAAGGAGCGUAUUCAAGGCGUUGUCAUCUCACUUGGUGGACAAAUUGUGCAAAACAUGGCACUACGUCUCAAGCAGCAUGGCCUCCCGAUUCUCGGUACCGAUCCUGUCAAUGUCGACAAGGCGGAAAACCGCCACAAGUUUUCCAAAAUGUGUGACGAGCUCGGUGUACUGCAGCCGGAGUGGAUUCUUUCUACAAGUGUAGAGCAGGUGCAUGAAUUUUGUAAACAGGUUGGCUUCCCUACUCUUGUGCGACCGAGUUAUGUCCUGAGCGGAUCCGCGAUGGCCGUUAUUGCGAGUGCGGCGGACAUUAACCGUUAUCUUGAAGAGGCAGCCCUUGUCUCUGGGGAACAUCCUGUUGUUGUCAGCAAGUACUACGAGGGGGCGAUGGAGUACGAUGUUGACAUCGUUGCCCACCAUGGUCGAGUGCUCUGUUACGCCAUUUGUGAGCACGUGGAGAAUGCUGGUGUCCACUCGGGCGACGCAACGAUGUUUUUACCACCACAGAACACGGAGAAGGAAGUAAUGAAACGCAUCUACAACACCACCGCACUUAUUGCGGAGGAGCUUGACGUUGUUGGUCCCAUGAAUAUUCAAUUUCUUUUCACGAAGGAUAAACAACUGCGUGUGAUUGAGGCAAACAUUCGAAGCUCGCGUUCUGUUCCAUUUGUCUCAAAGACGCUUGGCAUAUCAUUUCCCGCCGUGAUGGUGUCGGCAUUUCUCUCUCAACACGACUCCAACCUUGUGCCGAUCAAACGUGCGAGGAUGACACACAUUGGCUGCAAGGCAUCUGUGUUCUCAUUUAAUCGCCUCGCCGGUGCGGACCCUAUUCUUGGGGUGGAGAUGGCGUCCACGGGCGAGAUUGGCGUUUUUGGGCGCGACAAGAAGGAGGUGUUCCUCAAAGCGAUGCUCUGCCAGAACUUCCGGUAUCCACAGCGUGGUGUGUUUAUCAGCUGCGAUGUGGACGCAAUGGCAGAGGACCUCUGCCCCUACUUUGAGCGCAUCGCGCAUCGAUUUCCCGUCUUUACCUCGAAGCAGACCUCACGCGUGCUGGCAGAUUAUGGCAUUCCACACACCGUCCUGACGCAGCGUCAUGAGGACAGCGAGCCAACAUUUGAUACGGCGGUCGCUGUAAAGGAAAAGUUUGAUCUUGUCAUUCAGCUUCGUGAUAAGCGUCAGGACUUUAUGCUUCGGCGUUGCACGCAGGAGAAUGCCACGCCCGACUAUUGGAUUCGGCGACUUGCGGUGGAUUACAAUCACUCCCUGCUUACGGAGCCCAAUGUGGUGCGCAUGUUCUGUGAGACUCUUGAUGUGGAUGUGAAAGAGAUUGAGAUUGAACCCUUUCGCCACUACGUUCCACGAGUCUAUAACAAAAUGGAGAAUGACAAUUACACCAUGCUGCACCGCCACAAGGUCGGUCUGUGUAUCACCUCCACGAAUGACAGUAAAGUGCUUGCGAUCAGUCUGAGGGAGGAGAAAAUUGCACUGACAUGUUUCCACGCAUGCCUUGGUGGCAUAAAAAACAACAGUGAGGAGAUUGCCGAACAAUUCCGCUCGAUUGGAGUACCAGUAGAGCUCAUCGACCUCCGCACUGAGAUGGCAGAGCUUGGGUUUGACAUGGUGAUGGCUAUGGUUGACGAUGACACGAACAACUGGCACCUGCAGAAGCUAAGCUUGCAUGUUAUGGGUUUGUAUUUGCUUCAGGCCAUGCGGAUGCGCCAUAUGACGGUUGUGGCACAAAGUUCUUCUCGGGGAAAGAAGGAUCUGAACUUUGAGCGAUAUGUUCGCACUUUUUUCCCACAAAUGGGCGUCUACAACCCAUGGCGUGAUCCAAGUCUACUGGACCAGUUCCCCAGCGAGGCCCACAAGGUUGCCUUUUUGCGCAUGCACGGGGUGGAGGCCAGAAUCGCCCAAGUUGAGUCACACAGCAGUGUGUGCGGCAUCACGUAUACUUUUUCAGAUACGCGUAGCAUGCCAACGCCGCAGAUGGUGCGCCCAUUGCGGGAUUGCCUCUCUGUGCCGGAGUUCUGUUCUCUCACCUUUCGCAGUGCUCGAUGCACCAAUAUCAACAGAACAGAGGUGACUCCGCUGCAGGCACUUCAAAUGGCGAAUGAGAUUGCUGGCCGCAAUGGAAUUGGGUUGGUGCGUACGCGCGAAGGGGUUAUGUACGAGACGCCUGGCAUGACGAUGCUUUCAAAGGCUCUUCGCUUCUUGUACGAUGUCUGUUUUGACCGCGGCGCGGCAGACAUGUUCCGCUUGUACUCGGGCCACCUGGCAUCACAGCUGGCAACGCAGGGCCUGAUGGAGCGACAUACGCAGUCCGCGCUGGAGGCUAUUCGCUACCUCACAAACGAAGUGGACGGUGUUGUAGAAGUUGAGCUGAAUCAGGGUGAAGUCAUUUUCUUGAAAGUGUCACACGUGAGAAAGCCAGCGAAGAAGCGUGUGGUGAAGCUCAUGACGGAGGAGGAGCUGGAAGAUGUAUUCCAACCCGGCAAUGGCUCCUUCAGCGACGUUCAGUGGUGA
Trypanosoma cruzi is the source of this 3764-nucleotide messenger RNA. Its product is annotated as glutamine dependent carbamoyl-phosphate synthase, putative. Gene Ontology annotation, molecular function: metal ion binding; ATP binding; argininosuccinate synthase activity. The annotation marks the transcript as partial. The record is from RefSeq and is a predicted model, not a curated record. Lineage: Eukaryota; Euglenozoa; Kinetoplastea; Trypanosomatida; Trypanosomatidae. Gene Ontology annotation, biological process: L-glutamine metabolic process. Gene Ontology annotation, cellular component: cytoplasm. The transcript has a single exon.